Pongo pygmaeus (Bornean orangutan) is the source of this 1386-nucleotide messenger RNA. RefSeq names its product PDZ domain containing 9 (gene PDZD9). Gene Ontology annotation, molecular function: protein binding. The transcript has 5 exons. The record is from RefSeq and is a predicted model, not a curated record. NCBI's taxonomy places the organism in Eukaryota, Metazoa, Chordata, Mammalia, Primates, Hominidae. Bases 76 to 918 code for a protein of 280 amino acids.
GAAACUGUUGGCAUUGGGACUGACUCCAGCCUCUGCUCCGGGAGGCCCUCCCGAGCUGCCUGACCUCCCGGGGCCAUGCAGAAGGCCUCCCGCAAAAACAGAAAAGAAAGAGAAGUCAGCAUCAAGGUCAAAACAUCUGUACACAACUUGAGCGAAACACAGCAGACCAAACUCGCUGUGGGCAGCCUGGGAUUAGGCCUCAUCAUCAUCCAGCAUGGACCCUACCUCCAGAUCACCCACCUCAUCAGGAAGGGGGCUGCAGCCAACGACGGGAAACUCCAGCCAGGUGAUGUUCUGAUUAAUGUUGGCCCUGCCAAUGUGUUAGGAUAUACUCUUCGCGAAUUUUUACAGCUUUUGCAACAUAUCACCAUUGGAACAGUGCUACAAAUCAAGGUUUACCGAGAUUUUAUUAACAUUCCUGAAGAAUGGCAAGAAAUAUAUGAUUUAAUCCCUGAGGUCAAAUUCCCAGUAACAAGCACACCAAAGAAAAUUGAGCUGGCAAAAGAUGAAUCUUUCACAAGCAGUGAUGAUAAUGAAAAUGUAGAUUUAGAUAAAAGACUUCAAUAUUAUAGAUAUCCAUGGUCAACUGUGCAUCACCCUGCAAGGAGACCAAUAUCCAUCUCCAGAGACUGGCAUGGAUAUAAUAAGAAGAACCAUACUAUUAGUGUAGGAAAAGACAUUAAUUGUGACGUGAUGAUUCACAGAGAUGACAAGAAAGAAGUGAGGGCCCCUUCUCCAUACUGGAUAAUGGUGAAGCAAGACAAUGAAAGCUCUUCCUCCUCUACCUCCUCUAUCUCAGAUGCAUUUUGGCUGGAAGAUUGUGCCCAAGUUGAAGAGGGUAAAGCCCAACUGGUAUCAAAGGAAGAACUUACAAGAAAAAGUAUCAACUCCAUCAAAAUGGCAGAAAACAUACCUUGACAUUAAUAAUCAAAAUUCUACUUUCUGCAUAUUACCAUACCUUGUAAGAACUGUUACACUUAUUAAGAAAAUAUAUUUUCUUAAAUAAAUUAGAUUUGAAAAACUUAGGUUUUUCUGAAGUAAAUCCAGUGUUUCAAUGUAUUCUCAUCAUGUUUUGUUUCUGGUACAAUCAAGCAGCCCUGCAUCCUAUCGAUUCUUGGUUCUAUGUAUACAAUAUUUAAUAAAUUGUGUUGUACUUAUACAAGAGAUGCAACUUUGUAGUGUGCUCAGCAUAACAAAACUAACAAUACUAAUGGGAACAGAAAUGACCAAAAGGUUGUUCCAUCCUGGGUUGUAAUUCUCCCUGUCAUGCUUCCCCUGUGGGCAAUACUAAAUGAUCAUAACGACCACCGGAGUUGCAAGAUUCACAUUUUGAAUUGUUCUAAGUAGAUGGAGUCAAACUUAAAUGUCUUAAGCUGCUGUAUGAAA